Messenger RNA from Dendroctonus ponderosae (mountain pine beetle), 2308 nucleotides. Its product is annotated as protein regulator of cytokinesis 1. Gene Ontology annotation, molecular function: microtubule binding. Gene Ontology annotation, biological process: microtubule cytoskeleton organization; mitotic spindle midzone assembly. NCBI's taxonomy places the organism in Eukaryota, Metazoa, Arthropoda, Insecta, Coleoptera, Curculionidae. The transcript is spliced from 11 exons. Bases 137 to 2002 code for a protein of 621 amino acids. Gene Ontology annotation, cellular component: mitotic spindle midzone; spindle; cytoplasm. The record is from RefSeq and is a predicted model, not a curated record.
ACGUUUGAAUGUUCAGUUACGACGGGUAUUUCAAAUCAAACUCAACAGUAUUUAGGGUUGGUCGGUUCCCAGGUUGGCCCUGUUAACGUUGCCGAGUACUUAAAAUUGUUAAUAUUUGCAAUAUUUAAUAAGAACAAUGAGUGCACAAGUAGGUGAUAAGAGUGAGAAACCGGAAAUUGAUAGUUCAGUUCUCAAAGAUCUGGAUGAAGCCAUAAUUGAAGAUAUGCCUUGGGCGCAAAAUAUGUUGCAAAAAUACCAAGAGGACUUACGGUUGAACUUCCUCAAUUGGUGCGCUGUGGCUAAAGAGGUAGGCGGUGCCGAUGGAAAACACACUAAAGACUGGGGAAAACAUUAUGGAGAAACUCUGAACGUUCUGUUACGCGAUAUGCUGAAUGAUAUUCUAGGAGUGCAAGACAAAACUACCGAUACCAUCCAAAUUUUACUUCAGAAACUUCAAAGGCUAUGUGAGGCGUUAAAGGAACCGAUGCCUAAUAUUGGAGCUGAUGGUCUUUGUCUUUACGAAGAACAAAAGCGACUUCAAAAUUACAUCGCAAAAUGGGAAUCGGUACUUAAUUUAAAAAUACAGGAGCUAAAAAAGUUUGAAAAGAAGUACUUGACCUUGUGCAAAUCGCUGGGAGAAGAGCCCAGACUUAAAUGGGAGUAUCCUCGAAUGCCUAUUGCUGAUGCCUUGCAUACUUACGAAUGCUCUAUUCAACAACUAGAGACAACGUUGUUUGAAAGACAUGAACGAUUCUGCCAUCUGAAAGCUGUGAUUGCGGAACACGUUGAGCAGCUCCACUACAAACCUACCUGCGAAUUUGAAAAAAAGGUGUUGUCUGAUGCUAUCGUGGAAUUUACGCAAAAUAAUAUGGCACAAUUGGAAUGUUUUGCCGCAGAAUUGGAAAAAAUAAAGCAAUCCAUCGAAGACGACAUUGCGCAUUUGAGAAGUCGAAUAGAAGAUCUGUGGAACAUGAUUGAAACUGAUUUGAAGUAUCGUGAUGAUUUCAGGACUCUUCAUGCCGGAAGUUCUUUGGAUGUUGUUGAAAAGUUACGAGAAGAGCUGCGCAGGUGUGAAGUGUUGAAAAAGGAAAAUAUACAGGAUUUUGUUGAAAAACUAAGAAGUAGAUUGGAAGAACUAUGGCGAAAGUGCCAUUGUGCAGAAUCGGUAAAAAGCUCAUUUACGUGCUUUUAUAGCGAUUGUUACACUGAAGAUUUAUUAGAUUUACAUGAAAUCGAAAUUGAUAAAUGGGAGAAAUAUUACAAAGAUAACAAACAGUUGAUACAAUUAGUGGAGAAACACAAAGAAUUGUGGCAAGCGGUAAGGGUUCUGGAGGAAAAUGCUUCAGCAACGAACCGGUACAAAAACCGAGGUGGAAACUUAUUGCAAGAAGAAAAAGAGCGCAAUAAGUUAUCAAAACUCAUACCGAAACUUGAAGCAGAUAUUUUUGCUCUAUGUGAAGAAUACAAGAACAAUAAUUCUGGGGCUUCAUUUACGACAUUUGGUCAAACUCCUGAAGCUACUAUACAAUAUAUGCAUGAAAAGCGUGAUAUUGAUCGCAGAAUGAAGCUGAGCGCCCGUAAGAUGCAACGAGAACUAACUCCGGGGCUAAGUAGCACCAAGUUACCUGUUAGCUGCUUUGGCGCUUCUACUAGUAAAAUGGUCGUCACGCCUACGGCUAAAAGGAAGCUAUUAGCCUCGCCAAAUCCAACAAAAAAACUAAAAAAUGAAGUACAGAAGAAUCCUAAAGCCACACCGUUAGCAAAACAUUUUCCGAAAAAAAAGAUAACUGUGGCUACACGUCCCCUGGCAGGCCAAAAGCGAAGAUCUCAAACAUCUAUAGAGAGGCAUCAGCGUAGGAAGUCUGGUCGAAAAACCAGUCGAAUAGCUCCCCUCAUUAAUGAAGAAAGCGACCACGAUACUCAAAGCACAACCUAUACGAAAUUUGAGAAAGCUCCAUUGGCGAACAGCUCUUUUCGAAAGGAUGGAGCAACUUUCCAGUAACGAGGCACACAGCACGAUUAUUCACGAGCAAAUAUCACCUUCAAAAAAGACACCGAACAGAGUUCUUUUGACCGUGCCAUCACCUAGAAGUCCUUUAACACCGAAGACUCCGUCUCAACUCAGUACUUGUAAGACCAACCUGAAAUUGUUGUUUUGAUCCGUUGCAAUAUGAUUUUUAAAUUUUUGUUUCGUUGCAAUAUGUUUUUUUAAUGUUCGUUGCGUUCUGUUGUGUAGUAAGUUGACUGUGCGACUUAAAAUGACACUAUGACCGUGAAAAAUUUAAUUUAAAAUAUACUAUAUCGAAAU